This is a messenger RNA of Stylonychia lemnae, 1245 nucleotides long. Lineage: Eukaryota; Ciliophora; Spirotrichea; Sporadotrichida; Oxytrichidae. The record is from the annotation of a GenBank genome assembly.
AUGAAAAUUGUCAUCAAGACUCUUUAAGGAAAAUAACUCCCACUCGAGGUCGAAGAGACUGACACAAUCAGACAAGUCAAGGAGAAGAUCCAAGCCGAGCAUCAAAUGCAAGCAGACUUAAUGAAGCUGAUUGCUUAUGGAAAGGUCAUGGAAGAAGAUAGUAAGACUCUUAAGGAUUACUCCAUAAAAGAAGGUGAUUUUUUGGUCGUCAUGAUAGCAAAGGCUAAGCCAGCUCCAAAGUAAAAAGAAGAUGUUAAGCAAGAGGAAUCUGCUGCUUCAUAAUAACAGCAAUAACAACCACCAAUUCAACAACAAUAACAACAACCUAUCCAAUAAUAACAACCAGCAGCACAAUAGCAAUAGCAACCAAUUGGAUCAGCUGCAGGUGGUCAAAUAACUCCCGAGUAGGAAGCAUAAGUUUAGGAAUUGAUCAUGAUAUCCGGAAAGCCAAGAGAUCAAUGUAUUUUAGCUUUAAGAGCUGCAUUUGGAAAUCCAGAUCGUGCAUGUGAGUAUCUUUUCUCAGGUGUUAAUCUAGCUGGCCUUUCUCAACCAGGUGGACUUGAAAAUGCAGGAGGUGAUGAAAUGGGAGAUGAUUAUGGUGAUGAAGAGGGAUCCUAAGAUCCAUUUGGAGGAGCUGGCAAUCCAUUUGCCGCUUUAGCCCAAAAUCCAAACUUCAAUAUGGUCAGAUAAAGAAUUCUCUAAGACCCAUAAUUCUAUCAAUAAUUCAUGGCCUAGCUUUAAACCACCUAACCUCAACUCUUCUAACUCAUCCAAUCAAACCCAAUGGCAUUCAUGAAUCUACUGAUUGCUGGAGAUCCAAACGCAGCUGCUCUAGGAGGAGCUGGAGGAGCCGGUGCAGGAGCUCAUGGAGGCAUGGGUGGUAUGGGAGGUUAAGCUAACCCACCAGGAUCUAUUAGAGUUACUCAAGAGGAGAUGGAUGCAAUCAAUAGAUUAACAUCAUUAGGUUUCCCUAAGCAUAAAGCAGCAGAGGCAUAUUUUGCUUGUGAUAAAAAUGAAGAACUUGCAGCUAAUUACCUAUUUGAAACUGGUUUUGAAGAUGAGGAGGCAGCUCUCCAAGAAUCAAUUGUUGCUUCAUCUUAAAACUAGUAGCAACAAUAGCCACCUAAUCAAAACUAACAACAGCCAGGUGGUGGUAGUGGUAAUGGUGGUGAUCAAUAAUAGCCAGGCGGUGGAAAUAACGGAGGAGAUAAUAAACCCGAUGAUGACGAUUCAAGUCUAUUGUGA